This is a messenger RNA of Aspergillus ochraceoroseus IBT 24754, 467 nucleotides long. RefSeq lists its product as uncharacterized. The transcript has a single exon. Bases 209 to 388 code for a protein of 59 amino acids. NCBI's taxonomy places the organism in Eukaryota, Fungi, Ascomycota, Eurotiomycetes, Eurotiales, Aspergillaceae. The record is from RefSeq and is a predicted model, not a curated record.
CCGCUCUCCAGUAUCUGUUCUUUCUCUGUGAGAUAAGAGAGAGAUACUUCUCCUUCUUAGGGACUGGGUGAACUAGUCCUCAACACAUAUAUUGAACCAAAAAAAAAGGGGAGUACACCACAUUAUAAUUUCGAGAAGUGAGAACUUUGAGCUUGACCUUGGACUGCAUGCAAGGAAUUAGCUGCAAUCUCUUGCGAGAGUAUUCAUGAUGGCGCCAGUUGUGUUUUGCAUGCUCGCCAUCCUCGUCAUCUAUGUGGUGUUUGCACCCCUCUACGCAUAUAUACAUACAUACCUCCCGACAUACAUACCAUAUUUUAUAUACGCUCAUACGGAGACUCAUACUGCCAUUCAUACGAUCUACAAAAAUGGGUUUCAUUGCGGUCAUUAGCUGGAUUGGAAGGAGGAUAUCGUUGACGUGCUUGAAUUUUGUUGGGCCUGUUGCUUUUGAGAUACCUCAUGUGCGUGUG